GCGCCUCGGCCUUUCCUCUCCAAGCCGACGCCAUCGUCCUCGCCUUCCCUCAUGGGAACUCUGGGCCUGGGAGUCCUGUUGGGGCUCGGGGUGCUGCUCUGGAUCUUCCCGGGGGUAGGGUCGGCGUUGCACCCUCAGGAAACGGUGCUCCUGAGAUCCCUGGGGCUGAAAACCAGGCCCAGCCCCAGGUCGCCUGCUCCGGUGCCGCCCUGGCUAUGGAAGAUGUUCCAGACAAGAAGCGAGGCGUCCAAGGAGUCCCGGAACCCGUGUUGGGUGGAGGAAUUCCAAGUCCCUGGAAACGUCAUUCGGGUUUUCCCCGACCAAGGACAAUUGAUCCACCGAGAAGAACCCCCAAGUUGGAUAUGUUUACAAAAACGGCUAUAUUUUAAUUUCUCUGCCCUGGAGGAAGGGGAGCAGUUGACCCUGGCCCAGCUGGAGAUUCAGUUCAGCCACAACCAGUACCAGGGUUCCAGCUCCGUUCAUCCCUUCGAGUUAAGCCUCUAUCGGGCUCCCCAGAUGACCUUGCGUGGCAUGUCCGCCCAUACUUACAGCCGCCAACUCCUGGUGGAGCAAUCCUUCGUCCACCUGCGCAAGUCCUUUGCCUUCAACCUGACCGAGCUGGCGAAGGAAUGGCAGACUCCAUCCAAGAACUUGGGCUUGCUCCUUGAAAUUAGCCUCCCAGCGUCACCCGAGAGAAGCUUAUGCUCCAAGCUCCAUUCCAUGCUCAGCACCUCCCUGUUGGUGGUUUCCCUCACUCCUGGGCAGUGCAAAAGCCCCAGGAAAAGGCGCAGCGCUUACUACAGGCCAGUCUCCGCCAGCAACAUUUGCAAACCCCGCCGGUUGUACAUCAGCUUCACCGAAGUCGGUUGGGAGAAUUGGAUCAUUGCUCCACAGGGUUACCUGGCCAACUACUGCCUCGGCGAAUGCCCUUUUCCCCUGACCGAGGAACUCAACAGCACCAACCAUGCCAUCUUGCAAACCAUUGUGCAUUCUCUGGACCCCGCUGGGACCCCUCAGCCUUGCUGUAUCCCCGUCCGCCUUUCCCCAAUCUCCGUUCUGUACUAUGACAACAAUGAUAACGUGGUGUUGAGACAUUACGAGGACAUGGUGGUGGAUGAAUGCGGCUGUCGGUGA
Molecule: messenger RNA, 1134 nt
Organism: Thamnophis elegans (Western terrestrial garter snake)
Lineage: Eukaryota; Metazoa; Chordata; Lepidosauria; Squamata; Natricidae
Gene: GDF1
Product: growth differentiation factor 1
Exons: 2
Coding region: 52-1134 (360 amino acids)
Biological process (GO): SMAD protein signal transduction; BMP signaling pathway
Cellular component (GO): extracellular region
Molecular function (GO): cytokine activity; growth factor activity
Source: RefSeq, a predicted model, not a curated record